Hirundo rustica (Barn swallow) is the source of this 1991-nucleotide messenger RNA. It is a transcript of the gene COQ3, whose product is annotated as coenzyme Q3, methyltransferase. NCBI's taxonomy places the organism in Eukaryota, Metazoa, Chordata, Aves, Passeriformes, Hirundinidae. Gene Ontology annotation, biological process: ubiquinone biosynthetic process. The transcript is spliced from 7 exons. The record is from RefSeq and is a predicted model, not a curated record. Gene Ontology annotation, molecular function: 2-methoxy-6-polyprenyl-1,4-benzoquinol methyltransferase activity. The coding region runs from base 251 to 1138 and encodes 295 amino acids.
CCGGGCGUGUGUGUGCCGGCCGCGUCCCACGGCACCCCCUGCCUAUCAGCGCCGGCCCGUCGGGAAGGUGGUGUUCCCCUGCCGCCUCCUUUGCAGUCCGGAGGUGUCUAGACCGCUCCAUCAUCGCUGCUGCCAAAAAUCAUCGUCAGAGGGUGGUUUACUCUGGACAGGUCUGAGAGGUAUCGUUCAAGACUUCAACAGGAAAAGACAACUGAAAUCCAGUAGUACCUUGCCUGUCUCUCUGACUGAAAUGAAAAGCAACAUGUUCACUGUGAAGAGACCUUUCAGCACUUCACACUCAUCAGUGGAUUCAAAGGAAAUGAAAAAAUUCCAGCUCCUUGCACAUAAGUGGUGGGAUGAAGAAGGAGAAUAUGCAGCCCUUCAUUCUAUGAAUGAUAUUAGAGUGCCAUUUAUUAGAGAUACUCUGUUGAGCAUGAGUAGUAAUUAUCAUCUGGGAAAUCCACUUUCUGGAAUCAAGAUUCUGGACGUGGGCUGUGGUGGAGGACUGCUGAGUGAGCCUUUAGGUAGACUGGGAGCUUCAGUUACUGGAAUUGAUCCUGUGGAGGACAACAUUAGAACAGCAGAUCGACACAAGUCAUUUGAUCCGGUCCUGGCCAAGAGAAUACAGUACAAGUCCAGUUCACUGGAGGAGAUUGUGGAAGAGUCUAUGGAAACCUUUGAUGUAAUUGUAGCUUCUGAAGUAGUGGAGCAUGUGGCUGACCUUGAAACGUUUAUCAAGUGUUGCUCUCAGGUGUUAAAGCCUGAAGGUUCUUUAUUCAUUACGACAAUCAAUAAAACAAAAUUGUCCUAUGUCCUGGGAAUUGUGGUUGCAGAAAAAAUAAUGGGGAUUGUACCAGAAGGAACGCAUGAAUGGGAGAAAUUUGUUCCCCCUGAAGAGCUGGAGCGCCUCCUGGAAUCAAAUGGCUUUUCAGUCAAGACCGUGAAUGGGAUGUUGUACAAUCCGCUCUCGGGCUCCUGGAGCUGGACGGAGAGCACGAGCCUGAACUACGCCGUGCAUGCAGUGAAGUCUGGGGCUCGGGCACAGUCACACGCCACAGACACUCCCACAGAGACAGACAUUGACCAGCGCUCAGCCACAGCUGGCACAGCUGCCACUGUCCCAGAUAGCACUGUCUGAUGUGUGGUGAUGGACUGUCACCGGAACAGAAAAUGAGCUUUUACUCAGAUGGACACAAUAAAACCUUUGCUAACAACAGCCUUCCUGCUUGCAUCAAUAAUACUUGUGCUAUUUUUGGCCAGAUAUUUAGGGCAGUCUCAAAAAAAUCAAGUGUCCACUACCUCAGGAAUCUUUUAAGAUUGAAAUGAGCAAAGCUUUUUAAAAUACAAGUAUUUUCAUGAGGAAGUAGUUUCUAAUUGUUGGACAGGGAAAUGCAAAUUAUUCUGUUGGUAGCUUGGAGGGAGCUUUAUUAUGUGGUGGCGUUUUGAGUCCUGCUGGGACUCAGAUCUCCAUAGAAUAAUGGCAUAGACGUAGAGAGUUGAAAACCACGAUGGUGUACAAUAAAUAAAAUGCCUUAAGUAUUUAAGAUACUCAACUCUGUAAAAAUAUAUGAAGCACUUAAGAUUUGCAAACACUUUUUCCUGUAAUACGCCCUUUCUUCCUGAAGGGAAAUAAAAUAUCAAACCUUUACUGUUGAGUCCUGCUGUUUCUGCAGUUGACAUGAGGUAACUGAAAUGGAAGAAGAGUCUCUGAGACCAGAGUGCCUCAGCUGUCAAAGCCCCUUCACCAUAAAGAUAUUUGUAUCUGUGCCUGUUCAACUUUCUCCCUCUGCCCAAAUAAAGAAAAGCUGCAGGUAAAAUUUUACUAAGCAACCAGAGCUCCAUGCUAGAAGAAUGACAUAUUAGCAGUCUGUCCCAUAACUGAGCUGCCAUAUCUAUUUAUUCUUAAUGUUCUAGAGCCCAGGUAAGGAAAAGUCAUUUACAGUGAAACAAAGCUUUCUAAAUAAAGUGUCACGUGUGUGUCUAUGACUGCA